AUGCAAACACAUCUCACACUCACAUUCUCUACUCUCUUCCUCACCCUCUUGUUCACAUCUCCAACCUUUCUCUUAGCGCACGAUCACGAUGAGCCGCAAGAUCUGGUCCGUUCAUCGUGCGUCCACGCCAGGUACCCGAGGCUGUGCAUCCGAACACUCUCCAACUACGCGGGGCCCACCAACACUUCAUUGGACGUGGCACGGGCCGCGCUUAGGGUGAGCCUGGCCCACGCUCUUAGGGCCUCCAAGUACCUGAAGUCAUAUUCCGGGCCCAAAAGCACCGCUGACAUAAUAACAAAAAGACAGCGAGUGGCGCUGAGUGACUGUGCCGAACAGAUUUCGGACUCGGUGGAUGAGUUAAGGAAGAGCCUGGAGGAACUGCAGCACCUUCGACCGGAGACUUUCCGGUGGCAGAUGAGCAACGCCCAGACUUGGGUCAGCGCCGCCCUCACCGACGGCGAUACCUGCCUCGAUGGCUUCUCCGGCGAAGGAAAGGUGAGGCGGGACUUGAAGCGCAGAGUCACUGACGUGGCAAGGGUCACGAGCAAUGCUCUGUAUAUGAUCAAUCGUCUCUGUGAAGGUGGGUCCGGGAAGGUUAAGCCCUCAAGCUCGAAUUCCAAGAACUGAGGGAGAAGGAACGUGGGAAGUGAGGUUGGUUAAUUGGAGUACGUUAAGUCUUAUUAAUUAACCACUCUAUUAUUUUUACUAUGUAAUGCUGCAAAAGAUAAGAUGGAAAUCCAAUGUUUGUAUCCUAUGAU
Molecule: messenger RNA, 758 nt
Organism: Gastrolobium bilobum
Lineage: Eukaryota; Viridiplantae; Streptophyta; Magnoliopsida; Fabales; Fabaceae
Product: pectinesterase inhibitor 3-like
Exons: 1
Coding region: 1-627 (208 amino acids)
Biological process (GO): negative regulation of catalytic activity
Molecular function (GO): enzyme inhibitor activity
Source: RefSeq, a predicted model, not a curated record